CUUAAACAAACCCUGAACAAAUACUCUGUUUAUCUCUCUCUCUCUCUCUCUUUCACGCGUUAAAGAUUCUUGCUUUUUAAUCUUCUUUCUUACACGAUCACUAAUAUGUGUCGGUGACUGAAAGUCUCACUCUCUUUUUCCUCUGAAUCAUCGAUAUGCUCUGUUCUUUUAACCUUUGAAACGUUCUAAGUUUAAAGAUCUUGUCUGAAACCGAGAACUGACAAAAUGGGUUUCUUUAAAUUCAUCUUCUUGUUAUCUCUCCUAUGGAGUUUCUACAGUUUAGGCUCAUCUCAACUCCAAGCUUCACAAGCGCAAGUCCUUCUCCAGCUGAAAAAGCACUUGGAAUAUCCAAAGCAGCUCGAGUCUUGGUUCGAUCACAAGACCAGUUUCUGCUACUUACAACCAUCGCCGUCCAUGAACAUCACUUGUUUCUCUAACUCAGUCACAGAGCUGAACAUCUUCGGCGACAAAUCAUCAGAAAAAGCAAGAAGCUUUCAGGGUUUUGCUGUCCCUAACGUGACCUUGUCUGAAAGAUUCUCUAUUGAGUCCUUUGUCACUACACUGUCAAGGCUUAAGUCACUUAGGGUUCUUACUCUGUCUUCUCUAGGGAUUUGGGGUCACCUCCCUGAGAAACUUCAUAGGUUAACUUCGCUUGAGUAUUUGGAUUUGAGUGAUAACUUUCUGUUUGGUUCAGUACCGCCCAAGUUGUCUUCGAUGGUAAAGCUUGAGACCUUCAGGUUUGAUCAUAACUUCUUCAAUGGCACGUUACCUAGCUGGUUUGAUUCAUUUGCAAACCUCAAAGUUCUUAGCUUUGAGAGCAAUAAGCUAUUUGGAGAGCUGCAUUCUUCAUUACUAUCCUUGUCCACAAUCGAGUAUAUCGAUUUGAGGUCAAACUCUCUGAGUGGUUCACUUCCUUAUGAUCUCAAAUGUGGAAGCAAACUCUGGUUUGUAGACAUUUCAGACAACAAGUUAACCGGAAACGUCCCUCGUUGCUUGAGCAGCAAGCAAGUGAGAGUCAAUGGAAACUGUUUGUCUCUAGAGAAACAGCAGCAUCCAGUAUCUUUUUGUGUUAAAGAAGUCCGCGCUGAGGAACAUGCUGAAGCUGAAGCCGAGGCUGAAGCUGCAAAUAGACCAGGACAAAGAGGAUGGAAGAAAGGAGCUUUGGUCGGUCUGAUCAUUGGUGUAUCAAUGGCUGCAUUGGUUCUACUCUGCGGUGUGUUCAUAUUACUUAGAAGAAAAGGAGUCACAAAGAGGCAAAUGAGCCAUAAGACAGUUCAAGAUAGCCGUCCAUCCAUUGGAUUCUCCUCUGAGAUACUCUCAAAUGCAAGGUACAUUUCUGAAACAUCAAAGUUUGGUACAGAGGAUUUACCGGUAUGUAGACAGUUUACCUUGGAAGAGAUAGUUCAAGCUACAAAGAACUUUGACAAAACUGCUAUUCUCGGUGAAAGUUCCUUGUAUGGCGCGCUAUACAAAGGAACUCUUGAGAAUGGAACUAAAGUGGCUAUAAGAUGUUUGCCGUCAUCAAAGAAAUACUCAAUAAGGAAUCUAAAACUGAGGCUUGACUUGCUUGCCAAGCUUAGACACCCAAACCUAGUUUGCUUGCUGGGUCAUUGCAUAGACUGUGGUGGAAAAGAUGAUUACAGUGUUGAGAAAGUCUUCUUGAUUUAUGAGUACAUUCCAAAUGGAAACUUUCAAUCUUGUCUCUCAGAUGAUAGUUGGGGUAAGGCUAUGAACUGGUCAGAGAGACUGACUGUUCUUACGGGUGUUGCAAAGGCUGUUCAUUAUCUUCACACUGGAGUGAUUCCUGGAUUCUUUAGUAAUAGACUCAAGACUAACAAUGUCUUGCUUAACCAGCACCGGUUUGCUAAGCUGAGUGAUUAUGGUUUGUCCAUUGUCUCUGAAGCAACCAGACACAACACAGAAAUAGCAAAAUCAUGGCAAAUGUCAAGGUUAGAAGAUGAUGUCUACAGUUUCGGAUUGAUUCUUCUACAAGCAAUCGUUGGACCAUCUGUUUCAGCCAGAGAAGAAGCAUUUCUCCGAGAUGAAUUGGCAUCGCUGGAGAGUGAGGAAGGAAGGAGGAGAAUGGUGAAUCCGACAGUACAAGCUACUUGUCGGAAUGGAUCUUUGAUACGAGUGAUAGCUCUUAUGAACAAAUGUGUUUCUCCUGAAUCGUUAAGCCGGCCAUCGUUUGAAGAUAUCUUGUGGAAUUUGCAGUAUGCUUCUCAAUUGCAGGCUGAAGAUGGUGAUCAGUAUUAGUGUACAUAGCGUUGUACU
This is a messenger RNA of Brassica oleracea var. oleracea, 2274 nucleotides long. Its product is annotated as probable inactive leucine-rich repeat receptor-like protein kinase At3g03770. The record is from RefSeq and is a predicted model, not a curated record. The coding region runs from base 226 to 2256 and encodes 676 amino acids. The transcript has 7 exons. Gene Ontology annotation, biological process: protein phosphorylation. Gene Ontology annotation, molecular function: ATP binding; protein kinase activity; receptor serine/threonine kinase binding. Lineage: Eukaryota; Viridiplantae; Streptophyta; Magnoliopsida; Brassicales; Brassicaceae.